This is a messenger RNA of Humulus lupulus (European hop), 445 nucleotides long. RefSeq lists its product as uncharacterized. The transcript has a single exon. The coding region runs from base 85 to 276 and encodes 63 amino acids. Lineage: Eukaryota; Viridiplantae; Streptophyta; Magnoliopsida; Rosales; Cannabaceae. The record is from RefSeq and is a predicted model, not a curated record.
AAAGAUAAAUAAAUAAAUAAAAGGGCUGCUGAUCGAAGUUUGUCAUUGAGACCAUCUAACGAAUAACGCCGCACAGAACCAAAAAUGGUAGUUCGAUCUCAAAAUUGGGGCUAUGUUCGAAUCAUUGCCGGCACUAUUUUUGGUGGCGCUCUUGGCUUCUAUGUUAUGGAUCGGGUUGAGAAGAGCUACAAGGAGAAGAUGAAUGAUAGACUGAGAAAGUACGAGCGCGAGUUGAAGAAGAGAGAGGAGAAGAAUCAGCUUGAAGAGUCUCUGUAAUUUGUUUUAGUAGUUGCUGAGAAAUUGUAGGGAAAAAGACAAGUUAAUAUUGAAUUUUGUGUAUCUUUCAUUGCUUCUAUGCUAAAAGCCUUCUUUUGGGAACCAUUCAAGUUGGGAAUUCUGUGGUCAAAUUUAUAACAGGUAAAGCUAUCGAAACUUUUGAUUUUUA